This is a messenger RNA of Micromonas pusilla CCMP1545, 3129 nucleotides long. RefSeq lists its product as uncharacterized. The coding region runs from base 1 to 3129 and encodes 1042 amino acids. NCBI's taxonomy places the organism in Eukaryota, Viridiplantae, Chlorophyta, Mamiellophyceae, Mamiellales, Mamiellaceae. The transcript has 2 exons. The record is from RefSeq and is a predicted model, not a curated record.
AUGUUCGCCGUCACCGCCUCCGCGCGCGCCGCGCCCGCCGCCGCCCCCGUGACCCUCCGCGCCGCGUCGUCGUCGUCGUCGUCUUCUUCUUCUCCUUCGCGCGGCGUCGCGCGCGUCGCCCCGCGCGGUUCGAGCGUCCGAUCCCGCGCGUUCGGUUUCGGCAAAGAGUCUAAGAAGACGGAGGAGGCCGCCGCGGAGGACGAGGACGACGAGGACGACGCGGACGACGCGGACGGCGAGGGCUCCGGGAUCGACUUCAAAGGCCUGAAGCAGCUCAUCUCCAUGGGCCUCGGCACGAUCUCCGGGGACAUCACGGAGAUCAACUUCGACAAGGAGAACGCGUCGCGCGCGGUCGUCAUGGAGCUCGAGGCGAACAACUUCGAAGACGCGGAGGGGAACCCGCUCUGGAAGCCGGACGACGUCGGGUUCGUCGGCGACGCGGAGGAGAGGACGCCGAUCAUGAACUACGUCGUUCCGGUGGUGUUGGGCGUCGGCGCCAUCGGCGGCGUCGUCGCGACGCUGAACGCAGCGACGGACGACGCUAUACGCGCGAGCGCGAGGAGAGAGGCGGAGAAGGUCGUCGCGAGGAGUAGGCGCGAGGAGGCGACGGCGAGGGAGGAGGCGGAGGACGUUCGAAGAAGCGGAGGCGACGCCGAGGACGCGCGCGGGCGAGGGCGUCGCGCGCCGUACGACCCUCCGACGAUCCCGCCGAUCGAAGGCGAGCGCGAGCGCGAGCCGCCCGCGACGCCGCCGAUCGCCCCCGGCUCGGUCGCGAGCGCGCGGACGCCGCCGCCGUCCGCGCCCGCGCCCGCGCCCGCGCCCGCGUCCGCGUCCGCGAACCCUCGCGCGUCCGCGCCGACGACGACGGCGCCGGCGAUGGCGACGCCGUCGUCCUCGUCCGCGGGCGCCCCCGACGUCGACGUCGCCGUCGUCCUCGCGAGCGUGCAGUCCGAGCUCGACGCGGUGAGCCGACGCCAGGCGUCGCUCCAGGAGACGACGCGCGCGGCGGUCGCGGCCGCGAUGGCGUCCGCGCGAGACGAGAUCUUCGCGAGCGCGAUGGCCUCGCUCGAGGCGACGCUGGCCGCGAAAGCCGAGGAGCGGUGCGUCGCGGUCAUCGCGGAGCAGGUCGUUCCGCGCGUGGGGGAGUCGCUGCGGAAGCUCGACGCGCGGCUGACCGCCGCGGAGGCUGGCGUCGCGGCGCUCGCCGCGAACACGACGCCGACGCAGCCGCAGCCGCCGACGCAGCCGCCGCCGCCGCCGCCGCCGCCGAGCGCCGGGGUGGACGAGGCCGCGCUCGCGUCGCGCGUCCGCGAGCGCGUCGCCGCGGACGUCGCCGCGCUCGUCGGGAAAGUGGAGGCCGCGGAGGUGGAGGCGAUGGAGGCGAAGCGCGCGAGGAAGGCGCUCGAGGAGGAGGUGCGCGCUAUGCGAGUCGCGCUCGACGCCGCGAGCGCGACGGUCGUUCCUCCCCCUCCUCCUUCCGCGGCGCCGCCGGCGCCGUCCGCGGAGCUCGCGGAGCUGCGCGCGAAGGUGGACGUGAUGACGAUGCAGGUCUCGGAAGCGUCCGCGGCCGCGGCGGCCGCGGCGGAGUCGGCGACCAAAGCGUCGCGGGCGCCGGCGCCCGCGCCGGCGCCGGCGCCGGCCGGCGACGCCGCGGCGACGACGCUCAUGGAGCUCGUGGAGCUCAGAGAGCGCCUCAAGAGCGUCUCGAACGCGGUCGAAACGCACGAGAAGCUCGUAGACGGCGCGACGACCGCGGUGCGCGUGAUGGAGACGAGAGUCGCGGCGACGGAGACAGCCGUCGCCGCCGCCGCCGCGGACGCCGCCUCCGCGGUCGCCGUCGCCGAGGGCGCGGCGACGAACGCCGCGAAAAACGCGGUCGAGCACGCGCGGAUCCUCGCGAUGGACGAUCAGCACAUGAUCGAGCUCACCGCGCGAAGAGUCGCGGAGGUGGAGGUGGCGGAGCGGGCGACGAGGGACGAGAGCCGCGAGGCGGACGCGGCGAUUCGCGCCUCCUUGGACGCGUUGUCGGAAAAACUGUCGGAAAAACUCGACGCGCUCUCCGCGCUCUCCACGACGCCCGCGGCGGCGGCGGAGGAAGAGAAGAAGAUCGACGCGCUUGAAGAUACCGCGACGAUACCUUCGCACGACGAGAUCGCCGCGAAGAUCGACGCGCUGGAGAAGCGCGUCGUCGCCGCGGAGGACGCCGCGGCGGCGGCGGCGGCGGAAAAAGCGGCGGCGGAAAAAGCCGCGCCGCCCCCCCCCCAGACCGACGAAGGAACGCUCGUCGCGCGCACGGACGCGAUCGAGGCGGCCGCCGCGGCGCUCUCCGCGCGCGUCGCCGCGCUCGGCGAGCUCGUCGAGGACGACCACGCCGCGGCGUUCAAACGCCACGACGCGAAGCUCAAGUCCGUGGAGCAGACGCUCGUGAAGGAGGUGGCGCCGCGGUUCAAGACCCUCGACGCGAAGGCGCGAUCCGCGGAAAACGCCGCCUCUGCCGCCGCCGCGGAGGCGGGCCGCGCCGCGGACGCGGUCGCGGGGCUCCUCGAGCGCGACAUCGCGAGGGACCAGGAGGUUGCGGACGCGAAGAAGCGCGCGAGCGCGGACGAGGCGGACGCGAUGCGACGUGUCGACGAGAAGGUCGCGAGAGUGCGAGCCGGCGCGGAGGAGGCGACGCGAGAGUGCAAGCUGGCGCUCGAGAAGCUCGGCGCCGACGUCGCGUUUCUCGAGGCGAAGGACGCGUCCGGGGCGAAAGAGAUCGACCUCCUCGCGGAGGAGUGGUCGGCCGCGAGGGCCGGGCUGAAGCGACAGGAGGAGGCGCUGUGGGAGAGCGUGAUGAUGAUUCGACGCGAGGUGGAGGCGGCGUCGCCGAGUCCGAGUCCGUCGACGGGGCGGCGGGGACGGAACGGAAACGCGUUCAAGAAUUUGUUCCGCGGCGGCGGCGGCGGCGGCGGCGGCGGGACGAACGACGGGACGCCGAGCUCGACGAGGAGCGACGGGGGGAGAACCACCCCGGGGGGGUCCACGCCGGGCGGGACGCUUCCUCCGGCGCCGGCGCGAAGAGGUCGACGCGGAGAGAGCGAGACGCCCACGCCGGAGCGGUACGCGAACCCGUUCCUGGACGAGGAUUAA